This is a messenger RNA of Chaetomium strumarium, 1834 nucleotides long. RefSeq lists its product as uncharacterized. The transcript has a single exon. The coding region runs from base 48 to 1547 and encodes 499 amino acids. Gene Ontology annotation, molecular function: protein-lysine N-methyltransferase activity. NCBI's taxonomy places the organism in Eukaryota, Fungi, Ascomycota, Sordariomycetes, Sordariales, Chaetomiaceae. The record is from RefSeq and is a predicted model, not a curated record. Gene Ontology annotation, biological process: peptidyl-lysine monomethylation.
CCGGUUGACCCCGCCAUCCUAUCCGGUGCCCCUCUAUCAAGCCCACGAUGAAGGAAUCUGACCAAAGCCGCUUCGACGCGCUUGUUGAGUGGUCUCGGCGACACAGCGGAUCGUUGCAUCCUUCGCUGGAAAUCUACCAUGACGAUGUGACAAAAUUCUCUCUUCGGGUAAAACCCUCUGUCGGCGGCGGACUCACCGCACCCCACAAGGCAGUCACCUGCCCCGUCUCAACCACACUCUCAUACCUGAACGCCCUGGUUGAUGGUCCUCUCAAUGUCGCAUCACCCUUGAAGCAGCAAGAUGCCGCUUUUCCUGAGCGGUUCAUGCAGUCGUGCCCUCCCCAUGUCAUUGGCCGUUUCUUCCUGAUCAAGGAAUACCUCAAGGGCAAGGACUCUUUCUGGUGGCCAUACAUUGCCACGCUGCCCCAGCCCGAGCAUGUCAAGGACUGGGCGCUGCCGGCAUUCUGGCCGGAAGCCGACAUUGCAAAUCUCGAGGGCACAAACGCCCGCGUGGCCAUCGAGGAGAUCCAAGAAAACGUGUCGCAGGAGUUCAGGCACGCAAGGAGGGCUCUAAAGCAUGGCGAUUACCGGGGCUGGCAGGACUACCACCAGAUUCUGUACAAAUGGGCUUUCUGCAUCUUUACCAGCCGCAGCUUCAGGCCGUCUCUUGUCCUUUCCGAGUCUGCCAAGCAGCAUGUGUCAGGCCUCUUGCCGGAGGGCAGCCAGCUGGACGACUUCUCCAUCCUCCAGCCGGUGUUCGACAUCGCGAACCACUCCAUGACGGCCCGGUACACAUGGGACGUCACCUCGGAUCCCAGCUGCUGCCAGCUCAUCUGUGGGGACUCGUACAAGCCGGGAGACCAGGUGUACAACAACUACGGCCUAAAGACCAACAGCGAGCUGCUCCUGGGAUACGGCUUCAUCCUCCCGGAGACCGAAGAGCUGCACAACGACUACGUCCACGUCAGGAAGCGCCAGCAGCACCAGGACGGCGGUGAUGGUGGUGGUGACGCGCCGAAACCGCAAGACUUCCUGAUCUCCCUCCGCCCCAUCAACCACCCCAGCUCGCUGGUAGGGAGAUCCCGCCCCUCCUCCUCCUCCUCCUUCCCAAGCCGUCUGUCCACCCUGCCCGGCUUCGCGCACUUCGAGCCCGCACUCGUCGAUGACCUCACCUCGGCUCUCGCGACGCCCGAGGAAACUCGGUUGCUACAGCGAUGGAAUGAUAAGGCAUUAUUAUCAUCAUCCACAACCGACCCCGCCGACUCGGCAGCCGCGCCACCGCCGCCGCCUGAACUGGCCGGGUUGGUUGGGCGUGUCAAGGGCAUGCUGGCCGGGAAACUGCAGUAUGACUACCAGCGGCUGGUGGUUGCAGUGCAAGAGGAAGGGGAAGAGGAAGAAAGUGAUGAGGAAGUGGAACGGGAAGCGCGUCCGCCCGCGGCGUCUCGGAAUCAGAUGCUUGCGUUCGAGUACCGCGGGCGGUGCAAGAAUGUGCUGUUGGCUGCGAUGCGGGAUCUGAACGUCGCGCCCUUUGUUCUUGGUGAGGAGUAGUAGUUUAUCAAUGGAGAGAAUCUUUGGAGAGGUCUGAAUGGACGACGGUCCGUUUCAAGAGCACUGAGUGUGCCAUGUGCCAUGCAAGUCUGGACCUGUGAUUGUGGAGAGAGAUUGUUGGGCCUGUACCUUCAGAUGAGGGCACAGCGCUUACGUUCCAACACGCAUGAAGUAGUCGAGUGAGAAUGCAUGAUCCUAGUCAAGGAAGCGUCAGUCAUACAGGAUGGUCAGACAGCUAUGACUUGUCCGCUAAUAGUCGCACAAACAUCAUCAUAUCAUCCUGCUAG